AUGCCUAGUCAGUCGCAGCACGGCAUGCCCAGUGUGACGGAAGGAUACGUGCCGUAUGAAAACCAAGGUGCCCGGCAGUCAAGUCUGUACAACAGGCCAUGGCACAUCGCCAAGGUUGCUAUUCGUGGCUGCAACAUCGCCUCUAGUGCCAUAAUCAUUGGCAUUACUGUCCACAGUUUGAUAUACCUGUAUUGGAGCCCCUACUUGCUCUGGUUCAGCGCGAUCCCGGCUGCCUUUGCCGUCUGCUGGGACGUGUCCGAGCUAAUCACCGUCUGCGCGAGAGGAGGCAGGAUAGGAAUUCACCCCGGUGCACACGUCGGCCUGCACUUGCUCUUCUGGCUUAUUUUCGCGACGGCAAUCGUCUGCGAAUCACUUAAUCUUUACUUUAUUGGUUACUACGGUGAUGGGUUCAUUGCCACGCAGCAGCACGUGGCGUUGGCGUUCACCUGUCUGUUGUUGAUCAACCACUUCACCCUCUUCGUCCGAGCCUGCAUCGAAACUCACCAACGCAACACCCGGCCUCCCAUCUACAUGGUCCCCGUCAACAUGCCGGCACCAAUGCAGCCCGCCGGAUCGUAUGCGCCCUCCCCGUUCCCGCCGCAGCAGGAGAAGGGGCAGAUGACUGGUGCGAAUGCCCCGACAGAUACGACGACACAGCCCGCGGCGGACGGGACGUACUACGGCCCCGGAAGCCGGGUUUGA
Colletotrichum spaethianum is the source of this 702-nucleotide messenger RNA. RefSeq lists its product as uncharacterized. Lineage: Eukaryota; Fungi; Ascomycota; Sordariomycetes; Glomerellales; Glomerellaceae. The record is from RefSeq and is a predicted model, not a curated record. The transcript is spliced from 3 exons. Bases 1 to 702 code for a protein of 233 amino acids.